Molecule: messenger RNA, 8531 nt
Organism: Notothenia coriiceps (black rockcod)
Lineage: Eukaryota; Metazoa; Chordata; Actinopteri; Perciformes; Nototheniidae
Gene: slc8a4b
Product: solute carrier family 8 member 4b
Exons: 17
Coding region: 301-3111 (936 amino acids)
Biological process (GO): sodium ion transmembrane transport; cell communication; calcium ion import across plasma membrane
Cellular component (GO): sarcolemma; axon; postsynapse
Molecular function (GO): calcium:sodium antiporter activity
Source: RefSeq, a predicted model, not a curated record
UUAAGGUCAGGUUAUAGUGGACGCAUCCGGGUCUAAAGGGACUGAGCACUGGGUCAGCCAGGGUGCAAGAGGAGAUAGGCGAGGGCAGCACAUAGAUGCACUGAGAAUGGGAUGUUGAUGAAGGCAUUUGAACGGCAGCUAAGCCAGAUGGUGGAGUCAACUACAAACCACUGAGAUCAACUGAUGUGACAUCACCUCGCCGCACCGGGCUGCAGACGCAAUCUGUAUGAUUCACGAAUCUCUGCGCCAACCCAGUAGAAGUCAGUAGAGUCCAGUGAAGGACCGACUGCAUCGAUAGAAAUGGCUUCAACAGCCAUAUCUCCAUCCUCUCUCACCUCCCGCCUCUCCUCACCCCUCCUCCUCUUCUUACUCUCUGCCUUCCUCUUCCUGUCCUGUCCCGGAUCAGUGGACGCGGCUGAUGCAAACUGCUCAGCUGCUGGAGACCAGUGUCAGGAAGGAGUGGUGCUGCCCGUGUGGAACCCUCAGAACCCCUCUGUGGGCGACAAAGUGGCGCGGGCCAUUGUUUACUUCGUGGCUCUCAUCUAUAUGUUCCUGGGCAUGAGCAUUAUAGCGGACCGGUUCAUGUCUUCUAUAGAGGUCAUAACCUCCCAGGAGAAAGAAAUCACUAUAAAGAGGCCGAAUGGUGAGACCACCACCGCCACGGUCAGGAUCUGGAAUGAGACCGUUUCUAAUCUCACUUUAAUGGCCUUGGGUUCCAGCGCCCCUGAGAUACUGCUGUCAGUUAUUGAGGUGUGUGGUCACGAUUUUGAGGCCGGCUCUCUGGGUCCCAGCACCAUCGUGGGCAGCGCUGCCUUCAACAUGUUCGUCAUCAUCGCCCUGUGUGUGUAUGUGGUACCCGAUGGAGAGACGCGUAAAAUCAAACACCUUCGGGUGUUUUUCGUCACGGCAGCCUGGAGUAUCUUCGCCUACAUAUGGCUCUACCUGAUUCUGAGUGUCUUUUCCCCGGGAGAGGUGGAGGUUUGGGAGGCAGUGCUCACCUUCCUCUUCUUCCCGCUCUGUGUGGGCCAGGCCUGGGUGGCAGACCGUCGCCUCCUCUUCUACAAGUACGUCCGCAAGCGUUACCGCGCCGACAAACACCACGGCAUCAUCAUCGAGACCGAGGGAGGGCCGGAUGGAGCCAUGGGUAUGUCCGGAGGAGGUGCCCUGGGGCCGGGGGGUUUCACCAAGAUGGACAUGCUGGAGCUGGACGGACAGAUGGCGCUGAAUUCUCACAGUGGGAUGGACGGAGGGAUGAUGGAAGACGGAGCGAAGGACGGACAAGACGAGGCCAGGAGGGACAUGGCGAAGACGCUGAAGGAUCUGAAGCAGAGGCACCCGGAUAAAGACAUGGAGCAACUGAUCGAGAUGGCUAAUUAUCAGGUCCUGAUGCAGCAGCAGAAGAGCAGAGCGUUCUAUCGUAUCCAGGCAACCAGGAUGAUGAUUGGAGCUGGAAACAUCCUGAAGAAGCACGCUGCCGACCAGGCCCGCAAGGUGGUGAGCAGCAAUGAGACGCAGGCGCAGGAGGACGACCCUCACACCAUCACGAUGGACUUUGAACCCGCUCUGUACCAGUGCUUCGAAAACUGUGGCUCCUUAAAACUGACUGUGGGCAGACACGGAGGAGACCCUGGAGUUACUGUCAAGGUGGAUUAUCGCACAGAGGACGGCACAGCAAACGCAGGUUCGGAUUAUGAGUUUGCAGAGGGAACGCUGCUGUUCAAGCCGGGAGAGACCCUCAAAGAGAUCACAGUCGGAGUGAUUGACGAUGACAUCUUCGAGGAGGAUGAGUAUUUCUACGUCCACCUCAGUAACCCUCGGCUGGUUGGAUAUCCGGAGAUCGGCACUGCCCCGCAGGACACCAGCGUCGCCCCCAAAGCCGUGCUGGGGGACAACCACACCGCCACAGUGACCAUCUACGAUGACGAUCACGCAGGUAUCUUUACCUUUGAGGCCGGCAGUCAGAAGGUGAGCGAGAGCGUGGGUGUGAUGGAGCUGAAGGUGUUGAGGACUUCGGGGGCCCGAGGCCUGGUGGCCGUCCCCUACCGAACCGUGGAUGGCAGCGCUAGAGCGGGAGAGGACUACGAAGUGUCCGCCGGCAAGCUGGAGUUCCAGAACGACGAGACCAUGAAGAUCAUUGAGGUGAAGAUCAUUGAUGAUGAGUUGUAUGAGAAGAACAAGACCUUCACCCUGGAGCUGGGAGAGCCCAUUCUGCUGGAGAUAGGGCAGAAACACGGGGACUCCAAUGAGAACAAGCCCUUGGUGGGAGCAGAGGACGAAGAAGUGGCCAAGAUGGGCUGUCCCAGUCUGGGAGAACACACACAAGUAGAGGUGGUCAUCGAAGAGUCCUACGAGUUCAAGAAUACGGUAGAUAAGUUGAUCAAGAAGACAAACCUGGCCUUGGUGGUGGGAAGCAGCAGCUGGAGGGAGCAGUUUGUCAACGCUGUCACUGUCAGCGCAGGAGACGACGAUGAGGAGGAGAGCGGCGAGGAGCGGCUGCCGUCCUGCUUCGACUACAUCAUGCACUUCCUCACCGUCUUCUGGAAGGUCCUGUUCGCCUUCGUCCCGCCCACGGAGUACUGGAACGGCUGGGCCUGCUUCAUCGUCUCCAUAUCGCUGAUCGGCGUCCUGACGGCGGUCACCGGAGACCUGGCCUCGCACUUUGGCUGCACGGUCGGCCUGAAGGACUCGGUGACGGCCGUGGUGUUUGUGGCGCUGGGAACAUCUGUGCCAGACACAUUCGCCAGCAAGGUGGCCGCCAUCCAGGAUCAGUACGCCGACGCCUCCAUCGGGAACGUCACAGGCUCCAACGCGGUCAACGUGUUCCUGGGCAUCGGCGUGGCGUGGACCCUGGCCGCCGUGGUGUGGCGCUCCAGGGGCAAGGUGUUCAAGGUGGACCCAGGGAACCUGGCCUUCUCCGUCACGCUCUACACCAUCAUGGCCGUCAUCUGCGUGCUCAUCCUGCUGUACCGGCGGCGGGCCUCGGUGGCCGGGGGUGAGCUGGGGGGGCCGCGGACUUGCAAGAUUAUCACGUCGCUGAUGUUCUUCUCCAUGUGGCUGAUCUACAUCCUGCUGGCUUCACUGGAGGCCUACUGCCAUCUACCAGUGUUCUAAAUGGAGAGGAGACUGACCCACUGCCAAGAGGGGGAGAGGGAGAGAGGAGUCUUCAGACGGACAGGUCCAGGACAGAUGGGUAGCGGAUCAAUAAUGGACUCUCAAUUUCCUCUUUUUUUUACGAUUUUCAGUGUUUCAGAUAUAUUUUUGUCUCUCCAUUUAUUUAUUUCCUGCAAACACUAAGUCAUUUUUGCAUAAGCAGCUCUUUUAGGAAAGGAGUCCCACCAUCUACCCAGUGUUAAAGAGACAUAAACCCUCCUAACUAAGAUUUAUUUCACAUAAAUGUAUGUUUUAAAGGAGCUUUUAUGUUUUUACCUAAAUCAUCCAUCAUCGUCAGUGGACCACACGGUUUAAUAGUCUGAUAUCGUUCAAUAUACUGCCAAAUCAGCAGGAGAGAAAAAGAGAUUUGGAGCAAGGAGAGGUGUGACGCCAUCACUCGGAGAAAAAGUUGAAGAGGAAGAUUUAGGGAGGAAGAUAAAAGAGGACAUUGAGGCAAAACAACUACAAAAAUGUUGUGGAUAAAGUCGAUGGACUUGACUGGAGAAGAAACAAGAAAAAGAAGAAUGGAUUAGAAUAAAUAUUCUUCUCCUCACUUUCUCUCUCUUGCUACUUUCUGCUUUUUCCUUUCUGGUCUACACAGGAAGAAUCAUACCCACUGUACUCUGUUAAUACUACCAGUGACUUAUAGGUUGAACCCCUAUCCCAGCUGUACACACACACACACACACACACACACACACACACACACACACACACACACACACACACACACACACACACACACACACACACACACACACACACACAAUGUGGGACCUCAGGUGAAUAACAUUGGAGGACCUCUGGCAGGAUAACACAGGACUGUUCCUUUUUCUUUUUUUCGUGAAUACACUGCGAAAUAUACACUCCACCCCUCCACACACAUUCUUUCCUACAAAACACUCCUCCCUCAUCCCUCCCUUUGCCUUACCCGCUGUAGGACUUGUCUUAAUGUUGUGAUAAUGAAACGCUGUAGUAACCACCAUCAAUCCCUCUUUUUAAUUGAGCCAAUCCCAAGUCCUCCUGCUUUUGCGCCAAUCAGCAGCCUCGUUUAUCCCACCAAGGAGUCUCCCCCCCCCUUUAUUUUCUAAACUUUUCAAUGGCGUCACGUGUUGAUGUUGUUACCGUGCAAUUGUAAAAAAGAAGAAGAAGUGAAGUAAGAUAAAGACAUAUAAAUAUAGUAUGGAGAUAUGGAGGUAAAAAAGAUUUAAGCAGGUGGUUCAGAAGAAUGUAACUUGAGGAUUCAAAAUGUCGGAUUAGCAUCUGGGAGAAAAGUGGGAUGGAGAAGAAACGUGUGAUAAAAAAGUCUGGAAAACCAAGCAGUCCACUUUGUAAAAGUUGAAUGAAGAAGCGUUGUGCAAUACACAGCGUGACUGUUAACACUCUAAAGUCGCUUGUAAUGGCAAGGACAUGAAAAUCGGGACUAAACAGGAAAUGAUUUAACGCUAUCUUCGGAACAAGAUGGACGCCAGUUAACGACUAAGAAGAGGAGGACGUUGAUGACGAAUCAAACUAUGACUAGUGUUUCUAAUUGUACAUGAUAAUAUAAUACACUUUUAUUGAUGUGUGUGAGAAACACUGAUAUUUAAUUGAUGUGAAAACCCCAGAGGAAAUAGGAAAUUGUCACCCUUCUUUCCUCUGAAACACAGUUCAAGGAGACAUUUAAGGGAAUCCCACCACCAGGGGAAAAGGCUGGAGGACUCACAGACAGAGAGAGGAGUCUCUGAGGGAAAUGUACGGCAGCUCUGAAAUAUCACACGACUGUUCUGUGGCAGUCGUCACGUUAGGAUGUUUCUUUGAACAAAAAUCACAAAUCCUCUGUUAUCCAAAGAUGUAAUAGAAGAACAAUGUCACAGAUCACCGUUCAUCUCCAGUGUGCCGUUUUACCUCGCAGGCGUCGUACAAGUCCCACCAGCUGCCAGGUGUAAAAAUACUCUCAUAUUUAAAGGUGUUCACACUACAGAUAUAUGUGCUUAACCAUUGGUAUUUUUAUGGGUACGAGCCUUUAUCAAAAGCUGUGCUAACUAUUUCGUUUUUGUAUAGAAGUUUAUUGAUUGAGGCAUGGUGUGUGUGAAGGUUUGUAAGUAGUAGAGAAUAUUAUGCCACAUAUCAUAUGAAAUCCUCACUUUUUCAAAGUGCGUUGAAUCCAGAUUUAUAUAACGUAUGUGUUUAUAGCCCUGCCUUGCCCAGGGGCUGGGCUGAAGCUGGGCAGAAAGGAUGGCAUAUGGUGCAGGUGAUUAUUAAAUGUAAUCCCUCUGUUAACAGUAGCGUACGAGCAACCAUUUCCCCAUCAGCUGCCCACACAGCUCGUUGUAAACUUCAAGGAAAAUCCUGUAAGGACAAUAAUUUAGCUUUUUUGUUUAUUCCACAUAGAGCAAAAUGGGACUGAAAACAACAAUUUACCUGCCCACCAUCCGCCCUUUUUCUUUCAGAUAAGGACAAAUUACCCGCUGCUUUCAAUUGUAUGUAAAUUCUUACAAAGCCCGCUCAGUCUUCACCAGGCUCAAAAACACACUGGUGGAAAUUACUUCCUGUGUCACCCCUUCAAUCAAAUGUGACGUUUUAAACGCUGCCGCAGUCCCCAUCAUUUUCUAACAGCCAUAAAGGAAGGAAUCCAAUCUUAAUUGCAGAAAAUCUGUUAAAGUGGCUGUAAAAUCUACCUUGAACAGCUGUUUUCUGCGUUAGCUGAUAUCUGACAGGCACAGCCAAUAUUCACUGAUAAAGAGAUGUGGCCCCCUGCCAUCGAUGCGCUUGCCCUCUUUCAAAAGAAUAUUUCUUGGCUGCAAAUUUUUUCUAUUACUGUCUAGAAAAUAGACACAGCUUUACACCCCCACUGAGGACUCUGCAGCAUGUUAAGUGCUUCCAGGGCCUUUUGGGAAAAUAUUGAGGUCAGGAAUCCAAUCCUGGAGAGAAAAGUUUGUCAAACCCCCAAACAGAUACUAUUUUAUUUGGAGUUCUCGUGUUUCAUUCUGUUAUAUUUCCAUUAGUUUCCCAACAUGCAGAUCUAAAUGUCUUAAAGUAGAAGAAUCUACUGAAAGUAUCCCACUAUCCUCAAUCUUAGUCCCGGUGCUUGUUGACAUGAUGUUUGAAUUACCCGUACCUAUUUGAAACUGUCAGACUAACCAUCCAGAUCCUCUCAAAUCCUGAGUCACUCCUGCAGCGCACCGUAUAUUUUCAAACACAGGAGUCGGUCAUCAGUUAGUUUUGACAUGACUUACACGUUGGCAUAGCUCCUGACCCUCUGAGAUGCCAAACGGUCUCUCCAUGACUCCAGCCUCUCUAACGUUUGCAGGGCCAAGACUGAGUGGGCGGGAUCAUAGUGACGCCACAAGAAUACUGAGACUGAUUUAGAAAUGUAGGCUCUUUAAAGGUUCAUAAUCCUUUUUGGAAUAAGACUGAGUUUGUGUGUGUGUGUGUGUGUGUGUGUGUGUGUGUGUGUGUGUGUGUGUGUGUGUGUGUGUGUGCGUGUGCGUGCGUGCGUGCGUGCAUUCUAAGUGAGUGAAGAAAUGCAACCAUAUUUUUAGUCUCUUGCCUGUUGCUUAGCGACCAUCUAACUGCGAGCCGUUGUCUUCUUGACUGUUGCUGGUGUGUGUGUGUGUCACUCUCCUUUGAUGUUUCUCACUUUCCCUUCUUAGAUCGAAUGUGACAGUUUCUCAUUCAUUAGAUCUCUCUCUGCGGGCCAAUUCCAACAUGUAUUACUCUUCGUUUCCUCCGACGUGUGUGUAUUGUAUCCUUUGUGUUCCUCGUGCCUCACCUUGUUUGCAUGUGUAUCCGUUGUGUGUAGGUCUACAUGCGUAUGUGUGCCUUUGUUUGUUUGUGCUGCUUGAUGUUGUAAUCUCCUUAUAAGGGCUCGCCCCCCCGCGUCCCUGGCUGAGUCCCAAACGCCAGAUUAAUGAAUCUGAAUGCCAACCUGACCCACAGUAAAAAAAGACCUGGAAAUUGGAUUCCCUCCAUUUCCUGUGUGUGUGUGUGUGUGUGUGUGUGUGUGUGUGUGUGUGUGUGUGUGUGUGUGUGUGUGUGUGUGUGUGUGUGUGUGUGUGUGUGUGUGUGUGUGUCUGUCUAUCGAAUUAGACGUAUAUUAGAUUUGGCUGGCAAUCAAGAUUGAAAUAGAUGGUGGCACAUUGCUUGAAGAAAUGUGUGUGUGUGUUUGUGUGUACAGUGUGUGAGUAGCUGUCAUACAUUAAGGUCACUGACUCUACAAACCGAUAGCAUGAUGUCAUGAUGCUGACAAUCACACACGUGUAAAUAACACAUUACAUUACAUUGCAUUUAGCUGACGCUUUUAUCCAAAGCGACUUACAAUAAGUACAUUCGACCAGGAAGAUACAACCACACAUGCACACGUACUGCACUUGUAGAAACAGAUGAUUGAUAUGGUUAUCAAGAAAGCAAUCCACACACACACACACACAAAACUCUGGCUCUCCGCAGUUUUAGUAAAACUUAACAUAUAUAUCCUAGCAAUGUUACACUUUAAUUUAUUUGGAAAAUGACAACAGAAGCCCGCUAAGAAAGUGUAUUUAGUUGACGCUUUAAGUGGCGGUUGCUAGGUCGAUUAUUUGUGCAUGUGUGUCUGAGUGUGUGUUUACAGACAUAAAUCAUUAUGUUUAUAUGAGUUAGAGAUAUAAAGAUACUGAGCUUGUAAAGAACCAAUUUUCCCAUUUUCCCAUUUUAAUUUCAGAGACAUCUCUAGCGUGUGUGUGUGUGUGUGUGUGUGUGUGUGUGUGUGUGUGUGUGUGUGUGUGUGUGUGUGUGUGUGUGUGUGUGUGUGUGUGUGUGUGUGUGUGUGUGUGUGUGUAUCAACCUCUAUUUAUCAAUGUUUUUUACCUUCUUUUCCCCCUCUACCUUCUAAAUAUUUAUAUAUUAUAUCACUUCCUGCUUUCCGUUUUAUUUAUAUAUCAUGCCACCCUAUUAAUGAGGUCACAAAGUGCUUUUGAUAUAAUUAUCUUUCAUUUCAAUUUUUCAAUUCAUUUUAUUAUUAUUAUUUUAUUGUGCAAUGUUUAAUUUGUGUCCAAGGUUUUAUGUUGUUUUGGUGAUUUUGUUUUGUAAAAUGAAAAAAAGCCCUCAGAGUAGAACAGGAAAUUAGCAUAGUUACAAUUUAAAUAGUGUUCUAUUAUCCCUUUUUUAUUGUGUGAGCGAGUGCGAGUGUGUGUGGACGCGCGCAUCUUUUCAUCAUUCCGUCCAUGAGUGUGUCGACGCAUGAAUUAAACUCAUUCUGAAUACAGUGUUGAUGUUGGAAAUGUCGUAGUAAAGAGUAAAGUAUUUUUAAAUGCUGAAAAUUACAUGACAUGAAAACCGAUAUAGAUGUUUACAAAGACCAAACUUUUAUUUUAUUUCUUUUUUUUCCUCAAAGAUGAAAUAAAACUUGACUGGCAAACGCU